AUGAGGGGAUGUCUUACAUGUCGCCAGCGCCAUCUGAAAUGUGACAAGACUGGGGCCGUGUGCUUACGUUGUCAACGAUCGGGCCGGCAGUGCAUUCCUGCACCAUCGAAACCAGAGGAGGUUACUUUUCGACACGGCCAGAAUCCAUCCUUGCGGCCUAAAGGGCCUCCUCGUUAUGGAGAAAGCGACUUAGCAUUUCCAGAUGAUCAAAUCUGGGUUAAUACACCCCCUGAAGUUGCUUUUGAAGACGAGACAGACCGUACAGCGGCCGACUACCACGUUGUGCAAUCUGGAGCGUCUUCAUUGUACCUGAAGAAAGCCUCUGAACGUCGAUUGUCAACCUCGGUGUCGACGUUGCCACCAUCAACAUCUUCCCUCCUGUCCCCUGCUCUUUCUCCGGGAGGUCCGGAGUCGUUCCAAUCGCCGCCUGAUUUCCCCCACGGCACGAUCAAUAACCUGCUGCCGGCAGACACUAUGGGAGAUCACCAGAAACUGGGCAACCUGAAUGAGGCCUUUCUCCUUCGACACUUCCGAAGAACCAUCGGUGCAUGGAUGGAUGUAUGCGACCAUGAGAGGCACUUCUCAGUGGAUGUGGUCGAACGAGCGCCUUCGUCCUCCCUCCUGUUGUAUGCCUGCUUAGCUACCGCCGCACGUCACCUCUCUCAAACGAACAACUCAGUCCCGCCAAACGCUGCAGAUCAAUACCACGAGCAAUGCAUUGCAAUUCUACUGCCCGUGGUGGAAAACACUGACUUUAAAAUUAACAUCGAGGUACUUCUCGCCUCGACAGUGAUACUACGCUGUUUUGAACAACUUUCUUCUUGUGCCCUGUCGCAAGACCUACAACGACACCUCUUGGCUGGUUCAGUGUACAUCGGUUCUCACGUCGAUUGUGCGUUUUCUGGUGGUCUUGCAGAGGCGUCGUUCUGGGCCUUUGUGAUGCAGGAUGUGCAGUUCGCAUUGGCGACCCGAAGCCCUCUGCGUUUGACCAUUGGCCCUUUCGAAGAAAGGCUACGCCUCGCCUGGGAAUACUGUAGCGCCAAAACCGACCGGGAUUGGGCCCAUCGAGCUCUAUGGCUGCUAGCCCAGACUAUUAACUACUGCUAUGAACCAAGUAGCCCGGCUCACUUGAGUUCCGUUCUUUGGGACGUCCUGAAAAAGAAGAUUUGUGAUUGGGAGAUGCGACGGCCAGAUAGCUUCCGGCCAUUACAUUUCUCUCCUGCCACUACAAGCCUUGGGAGACCCUUUCCUGUUGUUUGGUUUACCAGCGCAUCACACGCUACCGCAGCGCAACAGAUAUGCAUGGCCAAAGCUUUGAUACAUGAGUAUGAGUUGAGAACUCAUCAGUUCGCGGCUAGCCCAAAUCAAGGUCGCAAGUUAAUCGAGAAUGCUAUCGUGAGAAACCUGAAUAUCGUUUUAGGCAUUUCCCUUUCGGCCGACGAUGACCCUCCCGUUCGCAUCAUGGCCUGCCAUGCGCUGUCUGCUUGCGGCUCCUGGAUACGUGACCCACUAGCGCAAGCGUGUCUUUUAGACCUACUUCGACGGACAGAAGCAGAGAAUGGAUGGCCAUGGACAUCUCUGGCGCAAGCACUAAGUCAAAGCUGGCGUAUGACGGCGGAAUAG
Aspergillus nomiae NRRL 13137 is the source of this 1623-nucleotide messenger RNA. Its product is annotated as Zn(II)2Cys6 transcription factor. Gene Ontology annotation, cellular component: nucleus. Gene Ontology annotation, molecular function: DNA-binding transcription factor activity, RNA polymerase II-specific; transcription cis-regulatory region binding; zinc ion binding. NCBI's taxonomy places the organism in Eukaryota, Fungi, Ascomycota, Eurotiomycetes, Eurotiales, Aspergillaceae. The transcript is spliced from 9 exons. Gene Ontology annotation, biological process: positive regulation of transcription by RNA polymerase II. The coding region runs from base 1 to 1623 and encodes 540 amino acids. The record is from RefSeq and is a predicted model, not a curated record.